This is a messenger RNA of Alnus glutinosa, 1587 nucleotides long. Its product is annotated as gamma-glutamyl hydrolase 2-like. Gene Ontology annotation, molecular function: gamma-glutamyl-peptidase activity. Gene Ontology annotation, biological process: tetrahydrofolylpolyglutamate metabolic process. Gene Ontology annotation, cellular component: vacuole. The transcript has 10 exons. The record is from RefSeq and is a predicted model, not a curated record. The coding region runs from base 146 to 1288 and encodes 380 amino acids. Lineage: Eukaryota; Viridiplantae; Streptophyta; Magnoliopsida; Fagales; Betulaceae.
CCCUCUCGUGACCAUCGUACCCGUCGGUCCAUCGACGUCUAUAUCUAAUGACCCCUCCACGUCACACAACCCUCUCUCCUGUGUCCGAUCUCUUUCCUCCGUUGUCCUCUUCACCUGCUUCAUCGCUCAAUCCCAACUCCAAACCAUGCCAAACGACGCCGUUUCCCAUUCCUCUUCCUCCUCGUCUCCCUCCUCGCCCGCCUCCGACAUGCCGAACGACGCCGUUUCCACGCACGCCUCUUCGUCCUCGGCCUCCCCUUCCCGCUUCUCCGAUAUCUGGAACUAUCUCUGGAUCCCUCUGAUCAUUUCCUACUCGAAGGAGCUCAGUGUCGCCAAGGCCCAGUCCACGAUUCUUCUCCCGAGUCAACUCGACCCCGACUCGCCCAGGUGCGUCGCGCCCAACCCCAAGCUCAACUACCGGCCGGUGAUCGGUAUCCUUAGCCACCCCGGCGACGGCGCCUCCGGACGCCUCAGCAAUGCCACCAACGCUUCCUAUAUUGCGGCGUCGUAUGUGAAAUUCGUUGAAUCUGCCGGUGCUCGUGUCAUUCCUCUUAUCUAUAACGAGCCUCCCGAGAUUCUUUUCGAGAAGCUCAAUCUGGUCAAUGGAGUGCUCUUCACAGGAGGGUGGGCUAAAACUGGUUUGUACUAUAAAGUAGUUGAGGCAAUUUUUAAGAGAAUUUUAGCAAAGAAUGAUGCUGGUGACCAUUUUCCGUUGUAUGCCAUAUGCUUAGGUUUCGAGCUAGUAACAAUGAUCAUCAGCAAGGACCGUUAUAUUCUUGAAGCAUUUAAUGCAACAGAUCAGGCAUCUACUCUUCAAUUUAUGGAAAACUCACAUAUUGAAGGAACCGUGUUUCAAAGAUUUCCUCCAGAUUUGCUUAAAAAAUUGAGUACAGAUUGCCUUGUCAUGCAAAACCAUCGGUAUGGAAUUUCACCUGAAAGGUUUCAAGAGAACCAGAAUCUAUCCAGCUUUUUUAAGAUUUUGACAACUAGCACAGAUGAAGAUAAUAAGGUCUAUGUCUCCACAGUACAUUCACACAGUUAUCCCGUGACUGCCUUCCAAUGGCAUCCAGAGAAAAAUGCUUUUGAAUGGGGCUUAUCAAUGAUUCCGCACUCGGAGGAUGCAGUUCAGGUGACGCAACAUGUUGCAAACUUUUUGGUCAGUGAGGCUAGGAAAUCAUUGAACAGGCCACCUGCUGGAAGAGUGCUGGAUAAUCUCAUUUACAAUUACAGUCCCACUUAUUGUGGGAAGGCUGGGAAGGGGUACGAUGAAGUUUAUAUCUUUGCAUAACGUCCAAACAAAUUCACAAGGUCUUUUGAUUGUGCAGUGUACAUGGUAAGUCUUCUGGACUCCAAAGUUCGAAAAUGGGAGAUUGUUGGAAAUGUAAACAUUGAUCAUCAUUUCAGUUACUGAUGAAAAUGGUUUUUUUUUUUUUUCAUGUUGCAAGAUCAUAUUAUGUAUAUAAGAAAAAGAUCAUAUGUAUCUACUAUCAUAGAGUAUUAUGCGAACAAUGACCCUUGAGAUUUCCCUGAAUUAGACAGCUUAAAUUCUGUCUGUUAAUGAUUAAAAAAAAAAUCCGUCUGAGUUCA